This is a messenger RNA of Drosophila busckii, 367 nucleotides long. It is a transcript of the gene COX7AL2, whose product is annotated as cytochrome c oxidase subunit 7A1, mitochondrial. The record is from RefSeq and is a predicted model, not a curated record. The transcript has 3 exons. NCBI's taxonomy places the organism in Eukaryota, Metazoa, Arthropoda, Insecta, Diptera, Drosophilidae. The coding region runs from base 64 to 252 and encodes 62 amino acids. Gene Ontology annotation, biological process: mitochondrial electron transport, cytochrome c to oxygen; mitochondrial respirasome assembly; regulation of oxidative phosphorylation.
UAUCAAUUUACAUUAGCAACAUAAGCAAUUAGCAGCAGAAGAUUUUGUAAUUCGAAAGCUAUCAUGGCGUUACCCGAGGGACUUGCUGGCAAAAUGAAGACCUUCCAGGCUCACAAUGACAUGCCUGUGUUUCUGAAAGGAGGACCACCGGACAAGGUUCUUUUUGGCAUCACGGUUGGCUUGUGUGGUCUUGGCUUGGUUAGCAUUGUUCACAUGAUUUACACAAUGGGAUUUGCUAAAAAGAAGGCAUAAUCUUAUGCCAGUGAAAUCGCUGGAUAAACAAAUAGAACCUAAAUAGUUUACUGUGUACGUGUUCUUGCUAAAUGACAUAACAAGUUAGAGCAAUAAAAAAGCAAUGAAAUUUAAA